CUAUUAUAUAUGCAUAUCGUAAAUAGAGACAUCAAGGAUUUGCCAGAUGUAUACUCCACAGAGUGAGAUGGAAAAAUACAUGAGCAGAACCUAAAAUUUUAAUUGCAGCCGUAUAUUCAUGCCACUCAUGUUUUCUGGAAUAUUAUGUUUUGAGCCAAUUUCACCUUGAGAAUCAGAGUUUUUACAUGACGGGAAAUGCUAAUCUGUGUGAUGAGCAACCAAACAUAUUGCUUCAGUCCACAAAUGACUGUAUAGACAGCAUUCGUGGAAAAGAGUGUCCACUGGCUCAUGAACUUGUGUUCUCCCUUUUGUUUGACGUGAAGACGCUACAUGGUUUUCCGUUUGGAGAUGCCACUGAAACUUCAUGAAUCAGCAUAAUAGAAGCAAAAAAACAAAAAUGGACCCAUCCUUGAAUAUUUAGAAAAUAACCGGCAGUAGGCCAGCAGAGACAUUGCAAAGUCACACAUGCCUGCAGCUGUGAACCUAACAGGGACAAAGUGAAAGCACAGCGUAUCUGCAGAGGAAGUGGCGCCUUGGGUGGGGUCCCUGUUGCAGGAUGGACCAGGUCAACCCCAUGUGUCUUGUCUUCAGGUCCCCCAACACAGAUGUUCACCAAGUAUUUGGAGAAUCAAUCAGUGAAUCAAUGAAGGAAUCCUGCCCUCACCUCACCGUGGCCCCCUUCUUUUCUUAUGCCCCAGAUGCUCACACACCUAAAGAAUCCUCCACCUUGCAGGACUGACCACUCGGUCCAGACGAGGCUGUGACCCUCCAGCUGUAGACAAGAGUUGAUUAGCUCCUUGGUGUAGACCAUGCUGCUCAGACAAGCACCUCAGAUGGGAGGAUCUUAGGAGGCUCACUGUGUCCCAUGCCUCAUACGCUCUCAGAGGUCCUGGUCCAGGCUCCAGUGGUGGAGGGAAGAGUGGAGAUGGGAGGCAGGAUACAGGGUCUGUUCUUGGUCUCUCCUCCUGGGUGGGUCUCCCGGGUCUUGGACUGGGAGUGCGGGGGUCACAGGCUCUGUGCAGAGAGGGGGUGAGCUCCGCAGCGGUAGUUCCCCCUUUGUGAAAUCGUGAGACCUCAUGCUCCUCCCCAGCUUCCCGUGGGUCCUCCUCAGCUUCCCUCCCUCUGCCUUCCCUUCUCCUUCACCCACAGGAAGCCCAGACACCCUCUGUCUCUAGAUGCUGCUGCCACCGCUGCUGCUGCUCCUGCUAUGGGCAGGUGAGUGGGCCGAGGGGAGAGGGAAGCUGGGGACUGCCGCUGACCCUGCCUUCUCCACAGGGUCCCAGGCUCAGGAUGAGAGAUACUGGCUGCAAGUGCAGGAGUCACUGACAGUGCAGGAGGGCCUGUGUGUAUACGUGCCCUGCAAAUUCUCCAACCCCACGAGCUACUUGAUUAACCCUGUUCAUGGCUACUGGUUCCGGGGAAGGGCCCACAUAUAUUUGGAUGCUCCAGUGGCCACAAACAACCCAGAUCGAAAAGUACAGAAGGAAACCCAGGACCGAUUCCGCCUCCUUGGAGACCCUCGGGACCAUGACUGCUCCCUGGACAUCAGAGAUGCCCAGAGAAGGGACUCCGGGACGUACGUCUUUAGGGUGGAGACAGGGAUUAAUAUAAGGUAUAGUUACAGACAGAAUCAGCUCUCUGUGCGUGUGACAGCCCUCACCCACACACCUGACAUCCUCAUCCCUGAGACCUUGGAGUGUGGACACCCCAGGAACCUGACCUGCUCUGUGCCCUGGGCCUGUGAGCGGGGCACGCCCCCCAUCUUCUCCUGGAUGUCAGCGGCUCUCACCUCCCUGGGCCCCAGGACCCACCUCUCCUCAGUGCUCACGCUCACCCCACGGCCCCAGGACCAUGGUACCAACCUCACCUGUCAGGUGAAGUUCCCUGCAGCUGGUGUGAUGGUGGAAAGGACCGUCCAGCUCAAUGUCACCUGUGCCACACAGAACUCGACAGCUGAUGUCUGCCUAGUGGAUGACAAAGGGAACCUGGAGACCAGGGCAAGAAUGAUUAAAGGUGCCAUUUGGGGAGCUGGUGUCACCACGCUGCUUGCUCUCUGCCUCUGCUUCAUCUUCUUUGGAGUGAAGACCUGUAGGAAGACCGCAACCCGGAGAGCAGCGGGCAUGGACGGCAUCCACUCAGUUGUAGGGCCACCUCCCCUGGGUUACCAGCAGAAGUCUGAGCCAGAACUCCCUGCUGAGCCCACAAGCUCUGCAGGGGUGCCCCCCACCUUGGAAAUGGAGGAGGAGCUGCAUUAUGCCUCCAUCAGCUUUCACAAGAUGAAGGAGAACACCUGCACAGAAUAUUCAGAGGUCAAUACAAAGUGACGAACCACCUGGAGCAAACAGCCUCAGAGGGAGUGUCCAUAUCCUCUAGGAAGGGGGACCCAAAGGCUGGUUCUUGGAGACUUAACAUCCCCAUAGGCAAUGGACUUAUAAACUACUAUAUGUGAGUUUCUUUCUGUAUUGGAACUAAGGCUUUGCAAUCAGAGAGGCCUGGCAUGGAUUCAAGGCUCUUUCAUUUAUUAGCACUAUGAUGUCAGGCAAGCCACCUUACUCCUCCAUGUCUCGGUUUUCUGCUUUACAAAAUGGAUGUAAGGGCUUCCAUGAGGAUUAAAGUGCAUAUGGAAAACA
This is a messenger RNA of Acinonyx jubatus (cheetah), 2630 nucleotides long. RefSeq names its product myeloid cell surface antigen CD33-like. Gene Ontology annotation, molecular function: sialic acid binding. Gene Ontology annotation, cellular component: plasma membrane. The coding region runs from base 1176 to 2324 and encodes 382 amino acids. The transcript is spliced from 6 exons. Gene Ontology annotation, biological process: cell adhesion. The record is from RefSeq and is a predicted model, not a curated record. Lineage: Eukaryota; Metazoa; Chordata; Mammalia; Carnivora; Felidae.